AUGUCUCUAGUUGGGAAAACAGUCAUCGUCACCGGCUCCGGCGGAGGGCUCGGUCUCAUAAUUGCCAGGACCCUGCUCACAGCUGGUGGCAACAUUGUCAUCUGCGACGUCAACGAAGCGCGCCUCGCCACCGUGCGGACUGACACAAAGACUUUUCUUCCUGACAGGGUCCUCAUCGAGCAGGUUGACGUGACGGACGAGUCCUCUGUGCAACAGAUGAUCGUUAAAUCCGUCGCCAGGUUCGGCCGCCUCGACAUGGUCGUCAACAACGGCGCCAUCAUGGAUCGCUUCGAUCCCGCAGGCGACUGUCCCAAGGAACUGUGGGAUCGGGUCCUCGCCGUCAACCUCACGGGCCCAUUCCUCGUGACGAAGCACGCCAUGCCACACUUACUAGCCGAGGCCGGGAGCUGCAUCGUCAAUAUUGCGUCCAACGCGUCGUUCCGUGGCCUCGCCGGCGGCGCCGCUUACACGGCGUCCAAGCACGGGCUCGUGGGACUCACUCGCAACACAGCCGGCUCGUACCCCGUCGCAUGCGUCGCCCUCAUACUCGGCGGCAUGGAGGCCACAAACAUCAAGGAUGCGUUUGGCGCGGGCGUCAACGAAGAGGGCAUGCGACGCCUGUUGGACACUCAGCCCGGCAACCGAACCGUGUCGCCAGUCGACGUUGCGCGCACCGUCGUCUUUCUGGGUGAGGGCAUGGCAAAGAGCAUGAACGGAAGCUGCGUGACGAUGAACGAGAAUUGGCCCGAGGCAUGA
Messenger RNA from Drechmeria coniospora, 756 nucleotides. RefSeq lists its product as uncharacterized. NCBI's taxonomy places the organism in Eukaryota, Fungi, Ascomycota, Sordariomycetes, Hypocreales, Ophiocordycipitaceae. The coding region runs from base 1 to 756 and encodes 251 amino acids. The transcript has a single exon. Gene Ontology annotation, molecular function: oxidoreductase activity, acting on the CH-OH group of donors, NAD or NADP as acceptor. The record is from RefSeq and is a predicted model, not a curated record.